Molecule: messenger RNA, 6331 nt
Organism: Arvicanthis niloticus (Nile rat)
Lineage: Eukaryota; Metazoa; Chordata; Mammalia; Rodentia; Muridae
Gene: Chic1
Product: cysteine rich hydrophobic domain 1
Source: RefSeq, a predicted model, not a curated record
GUCUACCCAACACGCAGGCGCAUCUCCUCAAGCGCUUUCCCCACCCCCUCCUCUUUCUCUUCAGUCCGUUCCCCCUCCUCUCCCAGCAGCUCCGCAGGUUCAAACUCUUCUCCUGGAGAGUGGCGGCGAUCGCGCGGUCACGUGAUGAGCAUCCUGCUGCCCAACAUGGCGGAGUUCGACACCAUCUCGGAAUUGGAGGAAGAAGAAGAGGCAGCAACAUCGUCGUCGUCUCCGUCGUCGUCGUCGUCGUCGUCGUCGUCGUCGUCGUCGGUAUCUGGGCCUGAUGAGGACGAGGAAGAUGAGGAGGAGGAAGAAGAGGAGGAUGAAGAGGAGGAGGACGAGGAAGAAGAAGAAGAGGAGGAGGAGGUGCCGCCCCCGCCUCGGGUAGUGAGCGAGGAGCAUCUGCGGAGAUAUGCCCCAGACCCUGUGUUGGUGCGCGGCGCCGGCCACAUCACUGUGUUUGGAUUGAGCAACAAGUUUGAUACAGAAUUUCCGUCAGUUCUGACAGGGAAGGUGGCUCCAGAAGAAUUUAAGACCAGCAUUGGCCGUGUGAACUCAUGCUUGAAAAAGGCUCUCCCUGUCAAUGUGAAAUGGCUGCUGUGUGGAUGUCUCUGCUGCUGCUGUACCCUGGGGUGCAGCCUGUGGCCCGUUAUUUGUCUCAACAAAAGAACCAGAAGAUCGAUUCAGAAGUUACUAGAAUGGGAAAAUAACAGAUUAUACCACAAGCUUGCUCUGCACUGGAAAUUGACUAAAAGGAAAUGUGAAACUAGCAAUAUGAUGGAGUAUGUAAUACUAAUAGAAUUCUUACCAAAAUACCCCAUAUUCCGACCCGACUGAGGAGUUCUGUUCAGUCACUUCUGUGUUAUCUGUCAUUUCCUACCCUUAGUGCCUUGUAGAUGAUCUUGGAAUGGAGACAGUCUCCUUUGCUGUGUUCAGUUUAUUCUUUACAACAGUAGACUAUUCUUCUCACUCUUUUAUUUGUGUUAAUUUAAAAAAAUUGCACAUCUUUUUGGUUUUAAAUGAGGCUUGUGUUUUGCACUCUCAAUUUUUAAAUAAAUGCAAACAUAUACCCAUAUUUAUCGUUGACACUAAAAACAUCAGUGCUGGUGUUUAAAAAAAAAAGCAAAACAAAAACCUUGUUCUGAGCAUGCUGCCUUAUGAUUUUCAUACUCACUGUUUCUAAAUAUGCAUCAUUUUUCUAGGCUAUUUAAUGCUCUGUAAUCCCUUACUGGACACACCCAAAUAAGCUUUUGGUAGCUUUUAGAAAUGGUUUUACUCUGCUCUUAAAGAAAAUGCAAUUAAUAGCACUGGUUUCCUCCUGCACUUUGCUAAAUUGUCACUUAUAUUAGUGGAUAAAAUAUUUAAACUCCUAAAGACUUGUAAAUAUUGUGUCUUUGCAUAAUGUAAAAUGUGGUAUGCCAUGGUUUAUAGAAUGUAUUAUUAUUAUCAAUGUAUUGCCAACAAUUCCACAUAGAUUUUAAUGUGAAUGACGUUUGCAAACAUCCUUUUGAAUGUAGAGACCUUUAACAUGCUGUUUUGUGGCAAAGCCAAAAUGAGUAUGUUAAAUUUCAGGUGUGGGGCGGAGUGCCCUGCCUAAUAAGUGGAUUAAAAUUGAAAUCAUUACUUUGGAUCUUGGGCAUCACACCUGAGACCACGAAUCUUUUUUUCCAUUUAAUUCACUGUUCUCCAUUUCUCCUCCACUCCAUCCCCAUCUUAUAGCCUCACUAGUUCUCAUUUCCUUUUUCUUCUGCAUCCUUUCCUUCCUUUGAAAAUGCACGAAAUGUCUGUCUUUAAAUGUCUUGAGAGCUGGGCACAUGCCGUUAAUCCCAGCACUCAGAAGGCAGAGGCCGAGGAUCUCUGUGAGUUCGAGGCCAGCCUGGUCUACAGUAUAGUUCCAGCACAGCCAGGACUACACAGAGAAACCCUGUCUUAAAAACAAACAAAAGUGUCUUGAGAUUUUUGCUUCUUAUGUGAGGUAUCAAGGCCUCCAUGAAAGCCAUGGCUUAUCCUCUUCUAAAGUUUCUGUAUUCUACAUUGAGGAAGAGCACAGAGAAGCUCAUACAUGGCAGGCUAGUCAGAACUGAGACAACAGUUUCCGCCUUCUGAUUGAGGAUCUUUUUAAAACACCUAUAAAUUAUUGAGGAAAGACAAGUAAAAUUUAGAUAAAAUUGUUUUUGUUUCUAAAGUGGCCAUGUGUUUUGAUUGAUACAUGCAUCUUUCUGGGUUUUUUUUUAUAAUUAAAUUUAGUGCCAUUACUACUUUGAUUUUACUAUAAUUUGAAAUUAUAGUAAAUGUUUUUAUAUCACAUUAAUUCAACUGCAAGUGAUGCCUGUAUAUGGGCAUUGUUUAUAAUUUGCAGUGAUGACAUACAUUCCCUUGGUCCUUCUGUUCUUAACUGCUUUUAAGUAAGCUCAUCUCAGUGAAAAGAACAGUCUUAACAAGGUCAAACCUUUUAAGAGUUAUGCCUAAUCUGAAAUCCUUAGUCCUUGAUGGAAAGAGGAAGGCCGUCCUGUUUGAUGCGUGGUUCUAACGGUUUGCACAAAAACUUUUUGAGCCACCCAGCCACCCCAGAUCUCUAAGUUCUAAUAUAUUAUGUAUGCCUGCAAAUAUGUCUGCCUGCUGCAAAAUUGAAGGUGUAUUUUUAUAGAUAAGAAGGAAGCCUUUGAAAAUGCAUACCCAAUGUCUUGUUUUAUAGCUAAGGUCAGGGAAAAACAUAUCUAUGUCUUAUGUUCCAGCUAAUGUCAUCAAAUUUAUGCUUCAUACUGUGAUGUUUUAAUACCAAAAUUGAUUUCCAUCAUAAUAUAGAAUUUUUAAUUCUCACUGGUAAAAUAAUUACUUGUGAAUGUCAACCCUCAGCAAUCUUACCUUUUGUCUGUAGCCUUAGAAUUUGACCAAAUAGUGACCAUAGUAACUUUUCUGCCAUGUACAAAUCACACUUCAUUUUGUUCAAAAAAAUCAAGAAGUGUAAUGAAUUGUUUCCAUGAAACAAAUAUUAAGACAGGAAUAGAUUGUAUCUGGACGAGACCAAGUAUAAUUCAAGUUACAAUAGUAUUUGUCAUUUAAAAAUAUUUAUCAUAAUAUAUCAGAUCAAUUUGAACUACUCACUCAUUUUAUUUUUCAGUAUACUGAUUGACAGAUCAUAGUUUCUUGAGAUACCCAGAAAACAAUUCAUCUUCUCAUUUCUUUUCUUUCUUAUGUGACUGGUAGUUUGAGUGGGGAGGAAGUUCCUUUUCAUUGAAAUUAGCCACAGCAAAUGCUAACCUAACAGAGUACACGGUGGUCACUGAUUCCUCCCCCACCAAACUUCUUUUCUUUUAACCUCAGGAUAGAAUGUAGCUUGUAUUUUUCUAUUGGGUUAGCCAAGUAUUUUGUGAAAGUUAUUUUUGACUGAAAAAGAGAAUAAUUUUGUUGACAUAUUAUAUUCCUUUAUCACCAUGGUAGUUUCCAAAGGAAAAAAAGUUUUUGAAAUAACAUGUUUUUGCCAAAGCUUCUAAAUCUCUGUAGGCUUUGAGAUUUUGAGUUAAAGGACUUUUUUAUUCUUAUUCUGAAAAGCCUGGCAUGGUGGUUUACACCUCUAAUCCCAGCAUUUAUUGAGCUAAGGCAAGAGAAUUGCUGUGAAUUUGAAGCCAGCCUGGGCUACACAGGCUGUCUCAAGAAAAAAAAAAUAAGAAAGUUAUUUCUCCUUUGAGCCAAGAUUCUGAUUUAAUAAAUUGAUCUAACCUGUCAAUUUACAGUUUGUUUGAAAGGCCAGUAACAUCUAUGUUAUUAAUAAAAAUAAGGGCAAAUGCCACUUGCCCUUAUCUCAGAUAUGUUCUUUAAUCAUUUCCCAUUUUACCCCAUGUUAAUUUAGGAAAGAGAUUAUUGUAACUGUAGAAAUAGAUGGGAAAGUGCCUUGUCUUUUUCAAAGAUAGCGUGGUAUGUAGAAGGAAGCAGAAUAAAUGAAUUAAUAAUGAUUAGAAAUUAUUCUUUUCAACUAGGCAUUAUAGCCCUAGGUGGUUAUAUUUCUCUUAAAUCCAUUUACUUAUCUUCUAAUCAUGUGGUAUAUUAAUGAAAAAAUAUCACAGAAUAGAACUAUCAGUCACUUAAAAAUUAGUGUGAUUUUAAUGCUUAUAAGCAUAGAAUUUAACAUGGUUCUAGAAGGACAAUGGUCUUUGAUUGAAGACCCUACCAAAACUCACUUAAGAAUUAAAUGUCUAUAUUUCUUUUAUUAACAUGACCUAUAAACACUAAUAUCUCAGAAAUUAAACUGUGUUUGUGCCCAGCAUUGUCAUUUUUAAUGAGAGUUGUUGUUGCCUUUGAUAACUUUAAGAAAGCUCAAUAGCAUUUGUAAGCCUGACAACAAUUAGGUAUUUUCAAAUGUAUGAGACCUUUACAAAUCAUUAGCACUUUUAUUUUUGCUUACAGAUAAGCUGCCACUUAAAAAUAAAACAUCACUUGAACAUGAAGACACCAGACAAUAUUUCAUUUGAAUUUAUUGUAUGUCCUAGGCAAAUAUAGAAUUUAUACUCAUCUGAUUAAUUGGAAUAGCUUCACAUAGUGGAAAUACUUUUUCCUAAAUUGACUGGAAGUAUUCAAUUCAUUGAAAUUAAGUCCAAUUAUGCCUAUAGAAGUCUGCUUCUUAAAAAAAAAAAAAAGAAAGAAAGAAAGAAAAGAAAAAGGUCUAUUUUACAACUAUCAAAUCAAUCAGGUUCCCUUGAGUGGUAAACUGUUGGGAAAUUUUUCAUGGUAAAGAAUAAGUUAAUUAAUACUUGUUCAUAUACUUUGUGAACUAAAAAGAAUUGAAGGAUAUCUAAAAGUAUAUCCUUCCAUGUGUGUAUGUGUAUAUAUAUGUAUAUAUAUAUAUAUGUAUGUGUGUGUGUAAUUUUUAUCCUGCUCCAGCUUUUCCUCUCACCUGAUUCUGAGCCAGCCUUUUUAUUUUGAUGAUGGCAACCUGAGAAUAUGUUCCAUUUUCUGUGAAUUUUGUCAAAGUCAGACUUAAUGAAGAAACGAUCUAUCUAAUGUUGUGGGCCCCAGGCAAGUGGCCUAAAUUAUGUGUCAGUGUUUUCCUCUGUAAAAGUAGAGAGUUGAACCUUGAGCUGGACAGGAAAUGAGAGGUUAGCUAACAUUCUGUGGUUCUGAGAAGCCACAGAUCUUCGCUGUGCAGAAUGUGAGAAUGGUUAUUCUCAGAUCUGUACUGGGUGGAAACUCACAGUGCCUUGCACACAGUUUGAGUUCAGUUUGCUGGCUGGCUGCUAGUUGAUGUGUGUUAGUUAAAACACACUCAAAGAACCCAAUGCCUGAUAGACCUUAUUCCCUGUGUGCUGAUAAAAGUGAAUGUAGUUUCCUUAGGAAGUGAGGGCUGGGAUCUCUGGUUUGCCAUGUGGAAUCUGACUAUGCAGUUGGUAUCAGGUGUGACAACAGUAUCUGUUUAGGCUAUGUGAAGAGUUACAGACUCAAUUUCACAUCUGCUUCAGUGUCUCACUAAGUUCCCUACUCACAAAAAGAUCUAUCUGAAUGGACUUAGAAAGUUCGGUGGAAAGGAAAAUGGCAGAGAAUUCAAACCCAAGUCACUUCUGUUUUAAUUCUUAGCCCUGCUGCUUAAUUCCUCUGUACCUCAUGUCCUCAUUGCUGAAGUGGGGACAAUAAUCUGGACCUACCUCACAGGGGAAUUGAGGGUCUUUUCCAUGUGUCCACGUGCUUAGAAGCUGACUAAGAAAUAUUGGAUAGCAUGAUUAUAUAAUUUCUAUGUAGCUGUGACUUUCAAUCUGUGUUAUGUUUUCUUCCUCAUUAACAUCCUACAGAGUAAAGUAUUACAACUGACUUAUUUUUUCCAAGUCAUUUUUAUUGCUAAUGGCCUAUUUGUUAAACAUGAGUGAUUGUACUAUAUUAAUACUUGAUUUAGGGAGGAAAGCAGGUGGGUAUAAACUAGUGGCCCUCAGGUUAGAGUAGAUGAAAAUAGCAGUGGAAAGUAGCCUUGAGCUUUUCUCAAGAAUUAUUAAUUCAAAACAUAACACUAAAGGCCACACACUGACCUAUCACAUUCCUUCUACACCAGCCAAACAAGACAUGGAAUCAGCAUGCAUUUUGCUCGUGUUCUUUUCUGUUCUGUCUAUUGACAUUACUUACGGACACUGAUUAAAAGCUGUGAAUGGAUGUGUGCUUGUAAUUAAUGGAAAUGAGAAAGUUGUCCUUAAGUGUACUUUAAUAUAUACUUGAAAAUGGGGAAUGAAUUUAGAGAUCCAUAUAAGGAAAAUGUUGGGAGCCACUUUUUAAAAGAACUAAAAUUAUUUGGCCUCUCAACACAUUGCUUCUUAGUCCCUGAAUGAUGGAGAGAGAAAGAGGGGAGAGAGAG